AUGUCUGGACUGAAGUCCUUCCCUACCAUCAAGACCGUGCGGACCUUCGUCAUUGAAGGCGUCGGCUCCGGCGGUGACUACCAUAAUGUCAAAGGCGGCCAUUGGCUGAUCGACAACAAGAUUGCGACGCCCAUGUCCAAAUGGGAGCAGUACCGCAAUUCCCGAACGUCCUUCGGCAUCAACGUCCUUGGGUCCUUCUGUGUCGAGAUCGAGGCCACGGACGGCACAAAAGGUUUUGCGACCGGAUUUGGCGGACCUCCCGGCUGCUGGCUGGUCCAGCAACACUUUGAGCGGUUCCUGCUCGGCCGAGACGCGCGAGACGUGAACGAUAUAUAUGAGCAGAUGUACAAGGCCUCGAUGUUCUAUGGAAGAAAGGGCUUGCCCGUGGCGGUCAUCUCAGUAAUCGAUCUUGCGUUGUGGGAUCUGCUGGGGAAGAUCAGGAACGAGCCAGUCUACAAGAUGAUCGGUGGCGCGACCCGAGACAAGUUGAAUUUCUAUUGCACCGGUCCCGAACCUGCUGCCGCACAAAAGAUGGGCUUUAUCGCUGGUAAGGUGCCUUUGCCGUACAGCGCCGAUGAGCCCGACAGUAUUAGAAAGAACAUCGCUUUUCUGAAGAAACACCGGGAACAUGUUGGUCCCCACUUUCCGUUGCGCGUCGACUGCUGGAUGAGUUUGAACGUCCAAUACACCAUUGAGCUUGUGGCAGAGGCAAAGCGACAAGAUAUCAGAAUAGACUGGUGGGAGGAAGUCUUGUCCCCGGAUGACUUUGAUGGCUUUCAACUGUUGAAGAGAGCACAUCCAGAUACCAAGUUCACGACUGGAGAACACGAGUACUCCCGCUACGGCUUCCGCAAACUUCUCGAGGGCCGUAAUGUCGACAUCAUCCAGCCGGACGUGAUGUGGCUGGGCGGCCUGACCGAGCUCCUCAAGGUCUCUGCUAUGGCUGCGGCGUACGACAUUCCCGUGGUCCCGCACGCGUCUGGUCCUUACUCAUACCACUUCGUUGUCAGUCAGCAUAACUCUCCUUUCCAGGAGUACCUUGCCAACAGCCCAGACGGAAAGAGCGUGCUUCCCGUCUUCGGCGAUCUGUUCCUCAACGAGCCGAUCCCUGAGAACGGUUACUUAGAUAUCGGCGUCUUGGACAAGCCCGGAUUCGGCCUCGAGCUCAACCCGAAUGCACGUUUGGUCGAUGCCACGAAUCUGCUGGGCAUGAGGCCACAGAAAUCGCUGACGGCGCCUAUGGAUAAGGAGCAGGCAAAGACGAAUGGCACUCCUGUCACCGGGGAUCAUGCCCCUGCGAGCGUCAACAGUGCCGCCUGA
Messenger RNA from Cladophialophora yegresii CBS 114405, 1320 nucleotides. RefSeq lists its product as uncharacterized. Bases 1 to 1320 code for a protein of 439 amino acids. Gene Ontology annotation, molecular function: L-rhamnonate dehydratase activity; magnesium ion binding. NCBI's taxonomy places the organism in Eukaryota, Fungi, Ascomycota, Eurotiomycetes, Chaetothyriales, Herpotrichiellaceae. The record is from RefSeq and is a predicted model, not a curated record. The transcript is spliced from 2 exons. Gene Ontology annotation, biological process: carbohydrate catabolic process.